UUCGUUUCUUAUUCCGAAAGUCCUUUCGAGAACUCCGAGCGGAAAUUAGAUCUCCAACACGAACUCGGAACUGUAAGGAAAGACACGCCGGUACCCAACUAACUGAUUCCAGCCAUGUACCGUCUACCAAGAAUUCUACGACCUGUUUUGGCCCGUCAGGUGAUUCCUUCCCUGACAAGGUCGUAUGCCAAAGAUCUCAAAUUCGGAGCUGAUGCCCGAGCUCUCAUGUUGCAAGGUGUGGACACACUCGUCGAUGCUGUUGCUGUUACUAUGGGACCAAAGGGAAGAAAUGUCAUAAUUGAACAAAGUUGGGGAAGCCCUAAGAUAACAAAGGAUGGUGUAACAGUUGCCAAAGCAAUCGACUUGGGUGACAAGUAUCAGAAUAUUGGUGCCAAACUGGUGCAGGAUGUCGCCAACAACACCAACGAGGAGGCUGGUGAUGGCACAACGACUGCUUCCGUACUUGCCAGGGCCAUCGCUAAGGAGGGCUUCGACAAAAUCAGCAAGGGAGCUAACCCUGUAGAAAUUAGAAGAGGUGUCAUGGCUGCUGUUGAAGCUAUUGUCAAUCAGCUGAAGUCCAUGUCUAAACCUGUCACUACUCCAGAGGAGAUUGCUCAGGUAGCCACAAUUUCUGCAAAUGGCGACAGCACUAUUGGCAACCUCAUAUCAACGGCCAUGAAGAAAGUGGGCAGAGAUGGCGUCAUCACAGUGAAGGAUGGGAAAACUAUGAAUGAUGAGCUAGAAGUCAUUGAAGGAAUGAAAUUUGACAGAGGAUACAUUUCACCUUACUUCAUCAACUCCAGCAAAGGUGCCAAAUGUGAGUACCAAGACUGUAUGGUGUUGUUCAGCGAGAAGAAAAUCUCAUCCAUCCAAGGCAUCAUCCCAGCCCUAGAACUGGCCAACCAGGCCCGAAAACCCCUGCUUAUCAUUGCUGAAGACAUUGACGGGGAGGCCCUCAGCACCCUCGUUCUUAACAGGCUUAAGGUUGGUCUACAAGUGUGUGCCGUCAAAGCUCCCGGGUUUGGUGACAACAGGAAGAACACACUGAAGGACAUGGCCAUCUUAACUGGAGGAGCCAUAUUUGGUGAUGAUGGAGAUAUGUUCAAACUUGAGGAUAUCCAGAUGCAGGACUUUGGUCAAAUUGGUGAGGUGACCAUUACCAAGGACGACACCCUUAUGAUAAGGGGUAAGGGUUCCAAAGAAGACGUGGAGAAACGAACAGAGCAGAUCAGAGAGGAAAUUGACCUCAGCACUUCAGAAUAUGAAAAAGAAAAACUUUGUGAACGAGUGGCUAAAUUGUCGAAUGGAGUGGCUGUACUCAAAAUUGGAGGCACCAGUGAAGUGGAGGUUAACGAGAAGAAGGAUCGUGUGAAUGACGCUCUGAAUGCUACUAAAGCCGCUGUUGAGGAAGGCAUCGUGCCUGGAGGUGGCACUGCCCUCAUCCGUGCUCUGGUCGCUCUUGAUAAUGUCAAAGGUGAAAAUGACGACCAGAACGCAGGUAUUGAGAUAGUUAAGAAAGCAUUGAGAUUGCCAGCUAUAACAAUUGUAAAGAACACCGGGGUAGAUCCCUAUGGUAUCGUAGAGAAAAUCGCUAAUGGAGAGGGUGACUUUGGAUACGACGCCUUGAAAGGAGCAUUUGUUAACCUGAUAGAGAAAGGAAUCAUUGAUCCAACAAAGGUUGUGCGGACUGCUUUAGUGGAUGCUGCAGGAGUUGCCUCUCUUCUCAGUACGGCAGAGUGUGUGGUAACGGAGAUUCCAAAACCUGAUCCCCCAGCACCAAUGGGCGGUGGUGGUGGUAUGGGCGGCAUGGGAGGCAUGGGUGGUAUGGGAGGCAUGGGAUUCUAGGUGUACCAGCCACCAAAACACUUGUGUACAUGGGACUUCUUACUGCCAGACAGGCUGUGGUAGUUGUGACUACCAGACUGUCGAGGUGGGAACCAAAUGUGAUUCCUUUGGGAGCUAAAUGGCUCUGGACUUUGUCAUAUCUGGCCAAUGUGAAAGACAUAUUGAUCAGUGGACGCCACUGAUGGUUUUACUUUAAUUGGACUCGUUAAACUAAACAAGAAAUCGUUCACAUCAUUUUGUCUGAAGACAACUUUCAAUUCUUGUACUAUUUCAGGAAUUUUGGUCAGUGGUUUUCCAGUUUCCUUACAUUGAAACGCAUUUCCAAGAUUCAACUUGCCAAUCUUCAUCCUUAGUGAACAAAACUUCAGGAAUGAUAAAUAAUGAAAUCUGCUUCAUGAAUUAAUUUCAAUAUAUUUGAAGAACUAUUUUUAUCCUCCGAAGUAAAUCCAUCUUUUCAUUAUCCACAAUAGCGAUCAUGCACUGUUCAUGAUUCCAAUCAUUUGUACUGUCCACUAGGGUUGAAUGGAUCCAAGGCAGUCCUUCAUUCAAAAAUCAUGGGACCCCAUCUUUCUUACAAACCAUGUAUAAAUAAAGUUAAUUUAAAUUUGUCCUUCAGUACCUUGUAUAAGGGUACAAAGGUUUGACCAUUACAGAACUUACAAACUACAUGUUAUCAUGUUAACAUUGAUUAAAUCAUAAUGAUGUUUAGGAAAUAUGCAUGUUCAUUUUUACAAGAUUUUUCAUGUUUCAUAUCAUUUCUGACUGCAAGUGUAUUGCAGUAUGUACACUAGGUCAUAUGAAUUUGGAACAAAAUGAGGAAUUAUACGGGCUGAAAUUCACCUGCUUAACGUUUAGUUUUAUGAAUAGUAGUCGGUUUGUGAACAAAUUGUAAAAGAAUUGAAGCAUUUAUUACGUACGGAUGCGGUACAACAAGAGUACCGGUAUGUGAUGCCUACAAUAGUCUCUGGCCUACUGAGUUGGGAGGGUUUUAUUUUGUCAGUGGGAAUUGCUGGUAUGGCGAUUCAUCAUAUCAAGAACUGGCUGACUGAAGUGGAUUGAUAAAUAUGUAGUUUUGCAUUCAGUAAGACAGAUCAGGUAUGCCCAUUUGAUUGACAACCAAUUUGACAGAAAUGUUAAGCUUAUUCACAAAGAGUGUGUUUUGUGAUUAAAAGAACUGUUAGUGAUGAAAACUGAACAACCAUAUCAUAUUAAGAUAAAAUAAUGGAAGGGUAUUGUUUGUUACUCAUACAGACACCUUAUGCCUCAGUCAGCAACAUGAGAGAAAUUGUAAUUUGCAUAUGGGCAUCAAAGGCAUGGGCCAGAGACUUCAGAGGCGAUGACACUUAUAUAUGGAUACCAUGUGGCCAGCGAACUGAGAGGCAUUGUGAUUUAUUUGUAACCAGGUUUUGAUUCGAUAUAUUAAUUAGUUAUUAGGAGCUUGAUUACACAUCCAAAGACGUAAGAAUUACUUUCAUUAUGUGGAGAAUUACAGAAUGAUGUGUACUUGGUAUAUUAUGUGUUAGUAGAUUAAAUGUAGGAGAUACUGUAGGUGUCCUACGUGUGAAAGUCUGGUGUGAUUUUAUAAGAAAGUAAUAAAAAUGGAAAAACUCAA
Molecule: messenger RNA, 3457 nt
Organism: Mizuhopecten yessoensis (Yesso scallop)
Lineage: Eukaryota; Metazoa; Mollusca; Bivalvia; Pectinida; Pectinidae
Product: 60 kDa heat shock protein, mitochondrial-like
Exons: 13
Coding region: 115-1845 (576 amino acids)
Biological process (GO): mitochondrial unfolded protein response; protein refolding; protein import into mitochondrial intermembrane space
Cellular component (GO): mitochondrial matrix; mitochondrial inner membrane
Molecular function (GO): ATP-dependent protein folding chaperone; protein-folding chaperone binding; ATP binding
Source: RefSeq, a predicted model, not a curated record